Molecule: messenger RNA, 2906 nt
Organism: Hemibagrus wyckioides
Lineage: Eukaryota; Metazoa; Chordata; Actinopteri; Siluriformes; Bagridae
Gene: arpp21
Product: cAMP-regulated phosphoprotein, 21
Exons: 20
Coding region: 485-2536 (683 amino acids)
Cellular component (GO): cytoplasm
Molecular function (GO): nucleic acid binding
Source: RefSeq, a predicted model, not a curated record
UCAGCUCACAAAAGCUAAAGCCUUGUGUUCUAAACAGCACUCUAGUUUGUUCAUUUCUUGCACUCUUCCGUUUCCUUUUGUCUGACAGGUGCAUUCGACUGCGCGAGGUUUCGCUAUAUCGCGCGUGAGCUUGAGUGUGUGUGUGUGUGUGUGUAUGUGUGUAUGUGUGUGUGGGGGUUUAUUGGGUCGUGUUGAAAGCUCAGGCGCUUAAAAAACGCUGUCAUAAACAGAACAAACCCCAGCAGCUCAGUUCCUCGAGGUGUCAUUCCCGGUAAACUCACUCAGCCCUGCAGUGUUCCUGACUCCUGACUCCUGAAUCGACUCUCUACCGACUCUUUCCUCGCGCUCCACUGAAGAAAGGAAGGGGUCCACUAAUUUAUCUUCUGACUGAGGCGAGCAAACAGCUGAUGCGUUCAAGUUCCACAGUCAGUUAUGGGAUUAAUGACUGGUAGCUUUUACAACUUGUGAACCUCGAAGUUUCAAGAUGUGUGAUGUAGAACGCGAAGAGAAAAAGGUGCUCUCCGAGUCCGUUAUGGAGAGGGGGACUGUGGAAACCAAGGAGGAGGAGUGCCAUGGCAGCCAUUCAGUGGACGAGCAGAAGACGGAUACACACCCAGGACAGCUUAAAAGAAUUCAGAAGGGCAAAGGGAAACUAAUCAGGAGUGCAGCUGUGUGCGAUGACACUUUACCCACUGAAUCAAGCAGCAAGGGCUCUGAGGGUGAAAGUUCACUGGCAGCGAACACUUCAGAGUGUGAAGAAGAGCAACAGGAGAAAUGCAAGGAUGGCAACACCACGAAUAAAGAAUCAAGUCUGGAGUACACAGACUCAACAGGCAUUGAUCUAGAAAAGUUUCUGAUUACUACUCUAAACAGUAGUCACAGGGACAGGCUGAUGUUGUUGAAACUGGAGCAAGACAUGACUGACUUUAUGACAGAUAACUGCUCUUAUAAGAAGUUUCCGCAGAUGUCAUCCUAUCACAGGAUGCUGGUUCACAGAGUUGCGGCGUAUUUUGGGCUAGAACACAACGUGGAUCACAGUGGGAAAGCUGUUAUUAUCAACAAAGCCAGCAACUCCAGGAUACCAGAGCACCGGUUUGCUGACUACGUCCAGGAGGAGAGAACUGAAGAAAAAAGGUCAAUACUAAAAAGAGACAACAGCCAGGAGAAAGAGGACAGUCAGAUGAGGGUGCCACGGCUGAAGGAGCAAAUGAAGAGUAAGUCAUUUGAGGAGAGAGAAGAAGAGUAUCAGAAAGCGAGAGAGCGAAUCUUCUCUCAGGAUUCAUCCUGUCCUGUUCAGACUGUUUACAUUGAGACCAGAGGUCCAGAGGACUGCUUUAAUAUGCACAGUGAGACUCAAAAGAGGAGACAGCUCUUUAGGGGUACCAGGAAUGGUUCAGGUCAGCUGUCAGGCAGCAGACAGAGCAGCUUUGAGCUGGAGUGUUACUGGAAUGACCCUCGACCCUGGAGCAGCACUGACUCUGACAGUUCCACCUGGAGCUCCAAAGCCACACAUUCACACUCAGACAACAAUCCCAAAGUCUGCAUGCCAGUGACAGAGGCAGCAGCCAGUAACAGUUCAGCGUAUGUUCUGGUGCCAACAGAGUCCUCCAUUCUUCCUGGGACUAUCCUACUCAACCCGAACACAGGACAGCCAUAUUUGAAUCCUGAUGGAACUCCAGCUGUUUACAAUCCACCAGUGAGCCAGCAGCCGCUGAGCAAUCAGCUAAACCCAGUGCAGUCACAGGCCCCGCCGCCUCCCCAGCCACUCCAACCACCAGUGAUGAGUCACUCUCUUCCACAGGUUCAGUACUCCUCUAUGACGUACCUUCCUCCACAGCAAGUGUUAGCAGUCUCUUCCUCUCAGUUCCCUACCCCAGAGCAGAGUAGGGAAGACCUUUCAUCUCAGUUCAGUCACAUGGCACUGAGCCAUCAGUCUUUAGGUGAAACAUCAGACCUGUCCACCUACUACCUGCAUGGAGCCCCGCCCACACAGGGGUACUCACAACAAUCUCAACAGAAUUAUGCUCCAUCCUACCCUGCAGAUAGCUAUAUGAGCUCAGGAAUGACACUGGCUAUGCCCACAGCCCCACCCACACAGCCCUGUGGCCACCAGAGCAAUCAGGCCCCCAUGUAUAGUUACACUGGUCAGUGUGCCAGCUCAGCUCAGCAGUAUGGACCGGCCAGUUACAACACACAGACAGGUACAGGAUACCCUGCUCUUCUAACCAGCCAGCAACAAGCUUACUCAAACAUGAUGGGAACUCCAGUGUUACCACAAACACAGAAAAGCAUCAUCAGCUCCUACUCUUCCUCGUCAUCCUAUCAGAUGACCCCACCAUUGCAGUCCUACCCCUCGACAGUGCUGGUCUCCAGGCAGACUGGACAGAAUCAAAGUGCAGGGCCGCCAGCUGGAGUGCCAGUUUACUGCAGCCCUCUAAAUCAUUCUUCACCUCCACCUCUCAGUGUGGGCAAUACCUGCCAAUCAAGCAGCUACAGAAACACAUGCAAUAGAACCCAGAACCAGUGUUGGUACUAACACACACACACACACACACACACACGCACACAAACAGUAGUACAGUCCGAGGGAGGGUAGAAGAACCAAGGUGCAGAAGUACUGUAGUCCUGUAUUCAAUUGCUAUACACUAUGGUGUUUGUUUCAGUAUUAAUCAGUCCAAAGCACAAUAUUCAGAGCAGCAGCACAGUGUGGCCACUUCCAGCCUCGUCCGUUUUCCGUGUGCUGUUUUAUUGUUUUAUUUCUUUUACAUGCACUGAAUGUGUGUGAAUAUUUUGUGCCACUUGCAUCAAAACUGCUGUGUUUAUUUGCAUCAUGUCUACUAGUGCAAUGUAUAAUAAAGUGUGUAUUAAUAUUAUAAUAAAAUAGUUAUUACAUAUUAUGAAUAAAA